This is a messenger RNA of Dioscorea cayenensis subsp. rotundata (Guinea yam), 507 nucleotides long. RefSeq lists its product as uncharacterized. The coding region runs from base 1 to 507 and encodes 168 amino acids. The record is from RefSeq and is a predicted model, not a curated record. The transcript has a single exon. NCBI's taxonomy places the organism in Eukaryota, Viridiplantae, Streptophyta, Magnoliopsida, Dioscoreales, Dioscoreaceae.
AUGGCAUCAUCAUCAUCAACAGCAACCAAGCUCCUCUCAGUGGUCGCACUUCUCUUCCUCUUCUCCGCAAAGCUCACAGUCCCCCUUCCCAGCAACCCCUAUUGUUUACCCCAGUACGCCCAUGCCAACUGGGCCUGCUACUCCGUCCUCUUCGACAAACCAUCCAACGGUCCGAGCUCCGACGAUCACGUGGCAGUCUCAGUCGAACACCUCUCGGUUAAAUCCCACCAAGCUGGCUCAGUUGAGGCCAUGGUGAGCAGGCGAAAUAGAAGGCACAGGCGCACUGACAGGGUUAACGAUGAUGACGACGACGACGACGAUAACAAGAGGGGUGAUGACGAGUGCUGCCACGCGCUCGAGCGGGUGGACAACGAGUGCGUGUGCGACGCUCUCACAAAACUCCCGUUGUUUCUCACUGUGGCCGAGCAUGACUACCGUAUCAAGGUCCGCUCCAGCUGCAACGUUACGUUCGAGUGCGGCAUGCAUGGCGAGAUGCACAGGGGUUAA